This is a messenger RNA of Lodderomyces orthopsilosis Co 90-125, 1113 nucleotides long. RefSeq lists its product as uncharacterized. The transcript has a single exon. Gene Ontology annotation, biological process: small GTPase-mediated signal transduction. NCBI's taxonomy places the organism in Eukaryota, Fungi, Ascomycota, Pichiomycetes, Serinales, Debaryomycetaceae. Gene Ontology annotation, molecular function: GTP binding; GTPase activity. The record is from RefSeq and is a predicted model, not a curated record. The coding region runs from base 1 to 1113 and encodes 370 amino acids.
AUGAAUAACCUUUAUAUAAAUAGACCAGUUGACCUCCGUGAUGCCAUAAUCAUUAAUUUUCCCACGCCAAGCCUCAAUAAGGUCAGCGAUAUCAACAACUUACAAAUACGACACUCCUGCUAUUUGAAAAUGUCUGACUCAACAGAUACAUUACCCAUUUACCAACAACCUCCAAACUACUCAAUUAAUGACCCUACUCAACAAGACGAUCCAGCUCAAACUAUGCUUCUGCAAUCUGAAUCGAGUCCUAGAGCCAAUGGUCGAUCCGCUCGAAAAGCAAUAUCAAUGUACCACGAGGAAUUUUGCUCAAAGCGCACCGUUUACAAUGCAAGUAUACACAUAAUGGGUGAUGCUGGUGUUGGUAAAUCAAGUUUGAUGUGGGCUUACAAAUACCCGGGAUUGCUAAUUCAUUGCCAACCGAAGCAAAACAACGAAUGCUAUAUGAAAAUGAAAGGACCAUACCCAAAUGACAUGCCGUUUCUACUAAAAAUACUGCAUUCAGUUGGAGAUGCGGAACAGGAGCAGGCUCUGAGAUACUUGCUUCCUAUUCCAGAUGAUAUUGUCUUAUUAUGUUUUGCAAUGAAUGAUCCUGUGAGUUUGUUCAACAUUCGUGAUAAAUGGUAUCCGAGGAUGAGACAGAUGAUGUAUUCAACAAAAGUACCCAUCAUUUUGGUAGGAACAAAAACUGAUAGAACCGAUGUGUUCCCACCAAUUGAUCAUAUGGAACGAAAGGCACGAAAAGUAGGAAGAGAAAUUGGGGCAAUUAAAUUCAUGACCUGUUCAGCAAAAUCUGUCUAUAAUGUUAAGGAUGUUUUUAAUUUUGCCCUUGAUCAUAUACAUACUAAAUGGGCCGCUGGAUUAGCCAAAAUUUAUGAGAAAAAUCUCUUGCCGUACGACUUUGAAGAUGAAGUAUUAAGGGAGGCAAGAUUUCCAAAGAAAGGUGGUACUGCUCGUGGCAUAUUUCCUGGAAACAAAGAUUUAAAGGGAAAUGGAUUACUAAACUCCAAAGCCGUCUCUGGUGAAACAAAUGUUAGAAAAAAGGAUCAGGGUGAACAACACUUUACUAGCGAAAAGAAAAAGAAAAAAGAUAACGGUACUUGUGUUAUAACGUAA